AUGGCGAGCGUCGCGCCGCGCGCGCGAUGCGGGACGAUCAAGACUAUCGUGAACGCACCGACGAAGCGAGGCGCGCGAACGACGACGCGCGCGAGUGGUAAGGGCGAUGGGAAGGAUCGGGUGUACAUUGGCAAGGGACGUUACGUCGAAGACGACGCCAAGAAGUACGCUGGGCGCGAUAACUGGUUCACCGGCGGAUGGCCGGGCGGAGAGAAGCAACUGAAGGAAGUUUUCAUUCAAGAAGAAGCGGCUGCGGCCGCGCAGGCGGCGAAGGAGAGCGCGAAGAAUGAGCUUCCAGAGUACGCCAAGGGCGACGAUACUAUUUACGUCGGCAAGGGUAAAUACGUUAAAGGUGACGCGAAAAAGUUCGCAGGUCGCGAUAACUUGUUGACGGGCGGGUGGGCCGGUGGUGAGGUCGGACUGAAGGUUGGGGAGAAGCUGAAGAUGAAGAAGGGUGAUUUAGUCAAGGUGGCGGCGGGCGGCGGUUUCUUCGGCAUGGGCGGUAAGCCCCAGCGCGUCGGCACCGUUCGCAAAGUGAACGUCAAGAAGAACGGCGAUUGCACGAUUGAAAUCGCCGUGUUGCCGUUCGAUCGCGUCGAAACCGUGGACAGUUCUCUGUGCACGCCGACCACACUGGAGGAAAUGUAA
This is a messenger RNA of Ostreococcus lucimarinus CCE9901, 648 nucleotides long. RefSeq lists its product with no specific name. The transcript is spliced from 2 exons. Bases 1 to 648 code for a protein of 215 amino acids. The record is from RefSeq and is a predicted model, not a curated record. NCBI's taxonomy places the organism in Eukaryota, Viridiplantae, Chlorophyta, Mamiellophyceae, Mamiellales, Bathycoccaceae.